Molecule: messenger RNA, 725 nt
Organism: Pistacia vera
Lineage: Eukaryota; Viridiplantae; Streptophyta; Magnoliopsida; Sapindales; Anacardiaceae
Product: high-affinity nitrate transporter 3.1-like
Exons: 2
Coding region: 106-717 (203 amino acids)
Biological process (GO): nitrate transmembrane transport; response to nitrate
Cellular component (GO): plasma membrane
Molecular function (GO): nitrate transmembrane transporter activity
Source: RefSeq, a predicted model, not a curated record
CUUCUGUAUCGUCAUCAGCAAUUAGUACUUUUGGGAUCAUAAACUCUACUUUUCCUAACUUUUGGCGGUUUUAUUGAAAGUUAGAACUUUGAGGGCAGAUUACCAAUGGCAACUCGUGGGAUUCUCUUGGCUUCACUUGUUCUUUCUUGUCUGAUACAAGCAUGUUAUGGAGCUGUCCUCUUCUCUUCUCUGAAAAAGACUCUUCAGGUCACUACUUCAACUAAACAAGGAGUUCUGCAAAGUGGUGAAGACAAAAUCACAGUGACAUGGGGGCUGAACCAGAGCCUCCCAGCUGGGACUGACUCCGACUACAAGACCAUCGAGGUUACGUUAUGCUACGCCCCCAUCAGCCAGAAAGAUCGCGCGUGGAGGAAAACCGAAGACCAUCUAAACAAAGACAAGACUUGUCAGUUCAAGUUAGUUGAAAGACCAUACAACAAAUCACUCCAAACCUUGGACUGGAUCAUUGAGCGGGACGUGCCUACUGCCACGUACUUCGUACGCGCCUAUGCUUUCAAUGCUGACGGUCAUGAGGUGGCAUAUGGUCAGAGCACUAACGAUCAAAAGACGACCAACCUUUUUGAAGUCCAGGCAAUCUCAGGACGCCACGUGUCACUGGAUAUUGCGUCGGUUUGCUUCAGUGCUUUCUCGGUUGUGUCCUUAGCCUUUUUCUUUUUCAUCGAGAAGAGAAAGGGAAAGACGACCCAACAGAAGUGAAGAGAAUU